AUGGCCGAUGACGAAGAGCGCAUCAAGGCCGAGAAGCUAGCUGCCGCGAAAAAGAGGGUUGCUCAGCUCCAGAAACAGAAAAAGAAGGCGAAUAAGAAAGUGGCUAGUGUUGAUAUUUCGAAGGAUGGUGCUGCGGAGUCGUCGGAACCUGUGAAGGAUGUGGUUGCUACGCCGUCGCCGAUAUCGACACCGCCGCCGGUUGUAGAGGGAGAGGGGGAAAGUCCUGUUGCUGAUGCUCCUGCUCCGGUGGUAGAGGAGGAGGCUAAGGUUGAAGAAACAGGAACAGGAACAGGAUCGGAUGAGAAGGUAGAAAAGAGUGAGGAAAAAACGGGUGCAGCUGAAGAUAAAAAGGAAGCGGAAGCGGAAACUGGGACGGAGUCACCGGCUGAAGUCGAACCCAUGCCUGAUGCCCCUACGUCGCCGGGGCCGGAAGCAGAAGUACAGCCCGCUGUGAUAGGGAGAUCAGCGCACGGCAGACAGCCUUCGUUGUCGAUUCAGUCGAAAAUGCGGUCGUCGUCGUUCCGGAAAGGGUCUGUGUCGCAGGGUAGCGUGUCGCCGUCACCUGGGGCGAUGCUGAAGUCGCCUUCGUUGCCGCCGCUGAGUGCGGAUGGGGAGUCUGUGCAGGAGGUGUAUCGGAAGCAGUCGACGCGGAUUGAGGAGCUGGAGAAGGAUAAUAAGCGGUUGGAGAAGGAGUUGGAGGAGACGACGGGACGGUGGAAGAAGACGGAUGAGCAAUUGGAGGAUCUGCGCGAGGCGAGUGUCGAUGUGGCGGAGUUGAAGGAUAAGCUGCAGAAGGCGGAGGAGAGGGUCGCGGAGAUUGAUGAGUUGAAAGCAGAGAUUGCGUCCUUGCAGAGACAGAACUCGCAUCUACAAACCCGCACUCAUAGAAGCAAUGCUAGCGUUUCUGUACCGGCCCCGUCGGAGUCUCCGCCGGCAGAUCUGGUGCAGCAGUUGGAGUCGAAGUCGGCGACGAUCGAGGCUAUGGAGUUGGAGAUCUCGAAUCUUCGCGCACAGCUUUCCUCCAGUAGUGCUCAUGAGGCCCAAAUAGCGGCGCUGGAGGAGAAGCUGUCUGGCAGUGAAUCUGCGCUGGAGAAGGCCCAGAACGAGCUUGCUGAUACCAAGAGCGCGCUGACCCGCGCAUCAGAGAAAGCAGUCAAGGAGGGUGUGGACAAGACCUCUACGGAGACGCUGAUCAAGAACCUCCAGCGGGAGAUCGACGAACUCAAGCAAGAGAAGACCGGAGCAGACAAGAAGACCGAGACGUUGGAGAAGAAGCUCGAAGCAAUGGGAAACCUGCACAAGGAAUCCGAAGCACGGCAUCAAACCCGACUGCGUGAAACCGAGAAGAUUGAAAAAGAAGCCGCUGUACUCAAGAAGAGACUGGCAGACGUCGAGAACGAGAACCUUCGCCUCAAGGAAGAACAGGAGGCUCUCCGCAAACGACAAUCGGGCGAUGGCGGCGCAGACGACGACGCCCUCGACGAACUCGAGGACGAGGAGCGCUCUCGCCUCCACCGCCGCAUCCGCGAUCUCGAAGGCGAAGUCUUCGACCUCCGCCGCGGCGUCUGGCAAGAACGCCGUGAGGAACUGGCCGGUGACCACCAACUCCACUCUCCUUUCCCGCCCGAUCACCCGGCCUCAACCGCCGCCUCCGCAGCCAACACCUUCGACGACGUUGACCUCAUCGGCGGAACCCCCGACCACUCCCGCCGUCGCAGCAUGGCCAACAACAAGAACCAACAUUCAUCCUUCUCGACCGUCCUCUCCAGCGGCAUCGCCGCCUUCACCGGCGGAAACACCUUCUACGGAAACCGUGCCCGCGCCGCCUCGAACCAACAACACCACCCACCCGCAGCACGGGGCAGUCUCGAGCUCCUCUCCGAAGAGAACUUCGACGACGAAUUCGACGAAGCCGAGUUUGCGCGUGCCCAAGCAGAAGAGGAAGCCCGCAAACGGGUCGAAUGGGUCCGGGAGAUCAAGGGCAAGCUCAAGGAUUGGCAUGGAUGGCGAUUGGAUCUGGUUGAUAGUCGAGCCGGUGCUGAGGGCGCUGGGGUCGGGAUGGGUGAGAUUUUCCAGAUCUAA
Messenger RNA from Aspergillus sclerotioniger CBS 115572, 2082 nucleotides. RefSeq lists its product as uncharacterized. The coding region runs from base 1 to 2082 and encodes 693 amino acids. The record is from RefSeq and is a predicted model, not a curated record. The transcript is spliced from 3 exons. NCBI's taxonomy places the organism in Eukaryota, Fungi, Ascomycota, Eurotiomycetes, Eurotiales, Aspergillaceae.